AUGGAGCGGUCGAGCCUGGAUCCUGGCUUUAAACCGAACCCAUACGCGUCUUUAAUCGCAAGCCGUCGGCCAGCUCCAGCUCCCGUUGAUGUCGACUUCACGGUUCGUUUAUCGGUUUGGCAACGAGGUUCUCGUCAGACGAAUUCUCAACUCGCCGACCACAUCAGCUUCGUUCUUCAAGGAAUACACGAGGGAUCAAAAUCCUCGAACCCUUGGACUACCACCACCCUGCCUCGCUCCAUCGAUUCAGCGGGGUCGUGGCCUCAACCAACACAGGUGAAUAUUUCAUGCCGAAGCAUGGAUAUCUUGCCACCGAAAUCGUCCUACCAACAAGAGGAUAGAUGGGAGGACCAUAAGGCUCUCGUUGACUUCUUGUUCCAAUAUUUCCAGGCACAUAUGAGCAACCAAGACUAUGUGAAUUCAAUCUACUCCGACCGCCUGAUCGGCUUCGCUCUCAAUUACCCGGCGAUCCCAAAUGGGGAGACUUCCUACAGCAGACUCGACAUCCAGGAGUUUCACCUCCCAGAAAUCAAAAAAUGGGAGAUGUUCAAGACCAAAAUUGUUCGAACUAAGUUCUACCAUGGACCUCUCCUGACCUUGGAUCGUGUGUCAGAGGUUAUCAGAGCGUACAAUGAAAUUAUACAAAUGAUUCCGAAUGGCAUUUUUCCAAAUUCCAAUGCUAACAUAGGACUGGCUGCCGGAAGAGCAGCAGUUGGGGUCCUACCUGAUCUAAUGGAAAAAAAUUCUUUGUUAAAAGAUCUCGACCGAUCUAGUGUCGAUGAUUUAGUCCGUCAAUACACCCCGCCAGUGAUAAGAUGUAUGGAAGAAGUUUUGGACGCUUUGGAGAACAUGGCUAUGGAUACCAAGUCGAGGGAGCCAUGUCCUCGUCAAACUUGCGACGUGCUUUCAAAGAUAUACCAACUUAAACGAAGGACUCCAGCGCUUACUGGUGUGUUGGCUUUGCUCGUAGAUAAGAAGGCACAACAGAAAUGUAUAUGGGGCACCAUUGCUGUUAGUAGUCUCGUUGUCGGGGGCAUUCUAUUCUAUACCGCUCCUGUGACAGCCCCAGUCGCCGCACUUACUGGGCCAGCUAUGGGCAGCACAGCUGUCGUCAGUACAAGUGUUGGUGCCGUGGUAGCCGAAAAUGCUGCUCUAACAGCCACUAGGGCAGCAUUAUCGUACGGAGUUAGAACUAUGGCCGGUGGUGCAUUCGGAGCCGGAUCUAUGACUUUUAUCAAAUUCCUCGAAGAGUCGAAGUCACAUAACAUUAUGUUAAACUAUCCCUCACGCCCUCUUGAAUUAUCGCCUUUCGACACUGCUUCUGAGUUAAUAUCAAAAUCAUUGUUGCUAAUUAUCGGCUCACAGCUUUAA
This is a messenger RNA of Botrytis deweyae, 1371 nucleotides long. RefSeq lists its product as uncharacterized. The coding region runs from base 1 to 1371 and encodes 456 amino acids. The record is from RefSeq and is a predicted model, not a curated record. Lineage: Eukaryota; Fungi; Ascomycota; Leotiomycetes; Helotiales; Sclerotiniaceae. The transcript is spliced from 6 exons.